UCGCUUUAUACGAAAUUGCAGCCUGAAUUAUCUCCCUUGGAUAAAACACGACAGCAUUUCAUCCGUGCCUCGACUUCUUCAAAACCCAUGUUUAUUUUGUGAAGUGACUCAAUAUGAUAAGUGAAAUCGACAACAUUCUUUCCUCAAACAAUGAUAUAACAGAUGAAGGCUGCUUUGUGGGGAUCGCGGACAGUUCUGCAGAUGGAUCGUUUCUUAUUCACUACUUUCUCAAUUCUAAUUUGAGGAAAGGCAACAAAGUCUGUUUUAUAGGCUUUGCCCAGUCUUUCAACCAUUACUCCACAGUUGCUCAAAAACAAGGCGUUAACCUCAAUACAGAAAAAGAAAAUGGGAAUCUUGUAUUUAUUGAGGGAAUGAAGUACCUUGGACAGGCAAUCUGCCACCAGGCUCUUGGCUCCCAAGAUACAGAAGAUGGAAAGAGCCAAGACCCAUUUUCUUGUUUAGCAAAGCAAUGCAGCCUUCUGCCAUUACUGCAGUAUAUUAAGUCUCGGAUAUCAUCUAUGACUUCAGCAGAUGGCAAAGCAAGACAAGUACUGAUAAUAGAUAAUUUAAGUUUACUGAUAAACAUUGGUGUAGCGCCAAAGGAAAUGACGACUUUUCUUCAUUAUCUGAAAAAUUCACUCCUAAAUAUUGACUUUCCAGGACAAGUAAUUGUUUUACUGAAUGUGAUACAAACUGACGAAGAUGCCAUGUUUCUGUGGAAGUACCUAUGUCACUCUUGCAGUAUGACUUUGUUUGUGUCUGGGCUCAUGAGUGGCUACUGUAGAGAUGUACACGGAGAGUUAACCAUCAAAGUUCAAGAUGGCCACUGUAAACCUAAGAAAGCAACAACAAAGAGGCGCCAGUUUAAAGUGAUGGAUAAAAAUGUGUCGUUCUUUGCCUCUGGCCUAUCAUCAGCAGUGUUAUAGUCGCCUUCAUUUUCUGUUACAGUGUACAAUGUGGUAGUUGUAUUGCUGUUGUCACAUGCCUACCACCUGUAUCAAUUCUGUUUGUAUUUUGGUGGAACUGAACUGUUGAAAAGAGAAUAAUUAUACAAUCAAACAAAUAUAUGCCACAAUAUUCAUGAUAUAUUCUGAUAUUUAUUUUACAUUAUUGCACAACAGGAUACACUGAAAUGUGAUGUAUUGUUAUUUCAUGGAUUGGUACAGACCAAAAAGUACCAAUUUGAUUGUUUGUUAAGUGCAACACUCAGCAUUGUAAUGGCGGCCUGUAAAUAAUCUACUCUGGAGCAGAUAAUCCAGUGAUUGAUUUGAGCAACAAUCCAUGCCAAGCUUGACCACCUGAUCCAGUUGGUCUCCUCUAGGACCACUGUGACUUGAAUUGUUUGCUAGGCAUUACUUAGAAGUUGACGGGUGACAGUAGAGGCCUUGCUUGACAACAGUAUAAUGAUCUAUACCGAAAUGUUGCCUUUACAGGAAAUGAAGUUGUUAUUCAUAAAUUGUCCCUAUUGUGUCAAGUAAGACUUGCUACAUAUGAAAAGGACUUCCUGAUAUUUGAGGCGAGUAAUGUUCAUUGUAACUUUCAUGCUGAACUGUAUAUUAUCUUCACACUGUCAAUUCUUGCACAUUAUCUACAUAACCAACUAUUUUAAAGUACUUUCCUUUCAAGGAGUGAUUCAGGUGCCCUACGGUCUAAGGAGUCUCAUCCCUAAGUUGUCUGGGUCUGCUGGUCAUGUGUUUGAAUACAAGAUUCACAGCAAUUAUAAUUGACUGUUGGUGGUGGGGGGGGGGGGGGGGCAUUUCUACUAUUGCAAUAGUGUUGAGAUUGUUAAAAACCACUAUUGUGAUAAUUGGCAAGAUAGUACAACUAGGGCAGAAACCGGUAAUAUUUGUUAUUUACUCAUAAUUGUAAUCUAUUAGUGUUUGUUUUGCAGAACACAAACUAUUUCCACACUUUUUAAUAUCUAAAUUUUUAAUUUAUUUUUUACAAAUUUGUGGACAUGCUGUAGUGAAAUAUUUUUUCUUUUAUUUUGUCAUUGACUUUCUGCAGACUGAGUAAGUGUAUCAACAUUCUCAUAGUUACCUUCAUGCUGUAUGACAUGUCUCUAGAUCACCAGUAUACAUUAAAAGUCUUUGAAAAGUCUCUGAGCAUAUCUUAGCUGAUAUAAAAAAAAAUGGGUGGGUCCAAGUCUCCAAUCUCAAAAGUGGAUGGUGAAUUGACUUAUUUUUCACAUUGUAAAUUUUAACAAGUAAAAAAAUGUGCGUGUCUGCCAUCCUAUGAAUUGAAGCACUCACAAGAACUAGAGAGUGAUUAAUGUAUGUUGAUAUUUUUACGACCCGUGAAGAUCUGGGUAGAGAAUAGGUCUUCAGCAACCCAUACUUGUCGUAAGAGGCAUCUAACGGGAUCAGGUGGUCAGGCUAGCUGACUUGCUUGAUGCAUGUCAUCGUAUCCCAA
Molecule: messenger RNA, 2412 nt
Organism: Haliotis rufescens (red abalone)
Lineage: Eukaryota; Metazoa; Mollusca; Gastropoda; Lepetellida; Haliotidae
Product: elongator complex protein 6-like
Exons: 2
Coding region: 114-926 (270 amino acids)
Biological process (GO): tRNA wobble uridine modification
Cellular component (GO): elongator holoenzyme complex
Source: RefSeq, a predicted model, not a curated record